AUGACCGGGACGAGCUUUCAGGACCAAUGGAUGAUCGGUCAUCCGGGAAUGGGUGGGCAAAAUGUGAAGAUGGAUCCAACGAAUAAAGUCGCAUUUGCGUAUAUUUCCAACAGUGUCAAAUGGGGUAUUUCUGACUAUGUGGUCACAUUUAUGCGAUUGCAAAACGCAUUGUAUCAAUGCUUGAAUGAGCAAAAUCUGCUUGGUGAUGACAGCAACGAUGUGACACUAGUAACUGAUGUGCAAUCAGCGAUUGAUGCCACAGAGACAAUCGUGGAAACAGAUAAAUUGUUAGCAGAUCAACGAAAUGCAACAAAAACACCGUCCACGCCUGUCAGCAACGCGGACAAUUCGGCAGCCCAAAAGCCUACUGAUCAACCACUUCAGAAGCCAAAAACUGAACGAACUGCAACUCCUUCACCUAUCCAGCAAGCCAAAACGCCCGUUACUGCCAAAAGUGUAGCACCUUCCAGUGAUACGUCGUUGCAAACUAGUGACAACGGAGUGAAGACAUAA
Messenger RNA from Anisakis simplex (herring worm), 513 nucleotides. The record is from the annotation of a GenBank genome assembly. NCBI's taxonomy places the organism in Eukaryota, Metazoa, Nematoda, Chromadorea, Rhabditida, Anisakidae.